Messenger RNA from Blastocystis hominis, 1179 nucleotides. RefSeq lists its product as hypothetical. Gene Ontology annotation, biological process: protein import into nucleus. The record is from RefSeq and is a predicted model, not a curated record. NCBI's taxonomy places the organism in Eukaryota, Bigyra, Opalinata, Blastocystidae. The coding region runs from base 1 to 1179 and encodes 392 amino acids. Gene Ontology annotation, cellular component: cytoplasm; nuclear membrane. The transcript is spliced from 4 exons.
AUGACCGGAUCCGAUAAAUGCAUCGUUCUUGAAGGAUUGUGCAACGUCGUUCGGAUGCUGCCUGCAGAGCAAGCGGUUUCCUACGCCAUUCUCUAUCUCGACUGGAUCAAGUCCUCCAUCCGGACGAUCUGCGAGAUGCACGCGGUGAACGGCGCGGCGGAAGAGCUCGUGACGGUGAUUCAUUUGAUGACGGUGGUGAUUCGGUACGUCGCUCGACCGAACAGCAGCACGACCGUCUCCUUCGUGAGCUAUUUCGAAGAGAACUGGGGUCUGUUCAGCGAGAUUCUUUCGGUGUUCGGGCAGAACGAAGACGUCGUAGAGGCGAUUUGCCGCUUCUUCAAAUACUUCAUGCGGCAAAACCAGUCACGAUUCACCUCGCUGCUUCAGUCGACGACGAAUUUGAUCCUCGAAGGCUUCCGACAGACGCACAUCAGCAGCUAUAUCUAUUGUGGCAGCGUGAUUGUCGGCGAAUACGGCUGCUAUGAGAGGUGGAAAUCGGAGAAACGCCUCAUUUCUAGCUGUCAGUCCAUCAUUCAUCAGAUUCUCACCGAAUUCUGCGACUCCACGUUGACGUUUCUGGCUUCUUCGCCUGAUGCCUACACUCAAAACCCGUUCAUUGUGGAGGAUUUGUACGAUUUGUGCGGUCGAUCUUUGCAGACGAUUCCUCAAGUGAUGUUCAGCGUGGAGGAUGUGAUUCUUCGCAUUACGCAGGCGGCCAUUGCAGGCAUUCAGCUGCAGCAUCGCGAAGCAAAUCGGAGCAUUCUGCGCUACUUGGACUGCUUGUUGAUGUUUGGGCGCGAGCAGAAGCCUGAAGAAGGAGAGAUUGUGUCGAAAGAAGGCAACUAUCGAGCGCAGAUUCUUCGGAUUCUUCAGGUUUGCGGGCAGGAUUUGAUGAAUCAGCUGAUUGCAGCGUUGAUUGGAGGACUUCCUGAAAGCCGUAUCAAAGAGCUGGGAGUGACGGUGGUGAGUGUUCUGGCGAGCUUUUAUGAUUCCUUCGAGGAUAUUUUUAUGAAUCUGCUGUCAACAAGCAUUGGAUCGAUUCCAGAAAAGCUCUUUUCGAGGCAGGAGAAGGAAGAGUUUUUGCAAGAAAUCUAUCAAAAGAAUUACAGUAUUGGUCGUUUUGAGAAGUCGAUGAUUCGGUUGUCCUCUAUUACACGGAGCCGAGCUCAGCAUGAGUAG